AUGUCAGAACAAAUUUACCAACAUAUCUCUUUUUUUGGAAAAGGUUCAACAAGAAAAAUUUAUUGCAAAUAUUGUGAUAAACAAAUUACAGCAAAAUCAACAUUAAGAUGGGAGCAGCAUUUGAGAGGAUGUAGAAAAACGUCUGAUGAGGUUAAGUUGUACUUUAAAAAAAUAAAAAAAGAAGUUCAGAGUGUUAUAGUUGAAACAAAAGGAUAUGAUAAUAUGGCUUCACAAACCUCUAAAAGUUUAGUUUUCAAAGAAUCUGGGCAGCCUGCUAAAAGAACUAUGCUAAAUUCAUACUUUGACACUAUAAGCAAAGAUGACAUUGAUAAGAUAGAUAAAUCGUAUGCAAGGACAUUUUUCCAUACAGGAGUACCUUUUGCAUUAGCUGAUUCUUCUGCAUGGAAGCAACAUCAUGCUAAUCUUAGACCUGCAUAUAAACCUCCAUCUAGUAAAUGUAUAAGUGGGCGUCUUUAUAAAGAUGCAUUAAAUGAUGAAAAACAUGCAAUAAAAAAAUAUGUUGAUAGUUCUGAAUAUGUUAGUAUAGUGACUGAUGGAUUUUCAAACAUUAAUGUGAAUCAUCUUGUUAGUUAUUCAAUUCAUGUUGAAAAUAGGACUAUGAAACCUAUUGCUUACAAAAUUGAGCCUACUGGUCAAGAACAGCAAACUGGCAUUAAUAUUGCAAAACGCAUAGAAAAUGUAAUUCUUGAAAUAGGUGUUGAUAAAGUUACAAGCAUUGUUACUGAUAGCGCAUCAAACAUGAGAGCUGCAUGGGAUAUUAUUGAAAAAAAAUAUCCAAAAAUAUUUUGUAAUGGUUGUGCUGCCCAUACAAUAAAUCUUUUAGUAAAAGAUAUUUGCCUUCUUCCUGAGUUUGUGGAUAUUUUACAAAAGUCUGGAAAACUGACAGCCUUUGUUAAACAAAGAACAUCACUUAUCGAUCAAUUUCGUAUAAUUCAAAACCGUGUUAAACAAGAAAAUAAUUUGAAGAAAAUGCGAGCAUUAUCACAUGUAGUUUUAACACGGUGGUAUAGCCAUCAUACAUCUGUUGCCCGUAAUCUUGAAAAAAAACUAGUUCAUUUGAAUUUAAUUAACUCUGGUGCCUUCUCACGUGUAUCUAUAUCAAAAAAAAAAUCAGAUUAUGUAAACAUUGUACAAGACAAUUUUUUUUGGGAAGAAUGUCAACGUUUUAUUAAUGUUAUGAAACCAUUAUCAAAAUUAGUAGGUAAACUGGAGUCCGAUAGUUGUCUACUUUCUGAAGUUUAUAUAAUGUUUGUUAACUAA
Molecule: messenger RNA, 1281 nt
Organism: Hydra vulgaris (swiftwater hydra)
Lineage: Eukaryota; Metazoa; Cnidaria; Hydrozoa; Anthoathecata; Hydridae
Source: RefSeq, a predicted model, not a curated record